Messenger RNA from Ceratotherium simum simum (southern white rhinoceros), 1016 nucleotides. Lineage: Eukaryota; Metazoa; Chordata; Mammalia; Perissodactyla; Rhinocerotidae. The record is from RefSeq and is a predicted model, not a curated record.
GUAGCUGUCCCAUCUGCCACUCCUGGGUGUUGUGGGGAAGAGUCAAGUCAGACAGGAAGGCCUGGGGCUGAUAGCACCAGCAGGAAGGAAUGCCACCCGGGUGAGCGAGUGGGGCCCAGGGCAACGUCAUGCCCCGCCCCCUCCCUGUCACGGGGGUGCGGCCUGGCCUCUCCUGCUGCCCUCUUCCCCUUCCCAGCCUGGCAUCGGCACAGUCCACACACAGCUCGCCUUGCAGCCCAGACAGGCCUCUGGAACACAGAGAAGGCCAUGGAGACUUCAGGAUCCUCCUCCCAGACUCGAGACCACAGUCAAGUCCACGGAGAAACAGAGGAUCUAGACUAUGGAGAGACGGAUUUCCACAAGCAGGAUGGGGAGGCCGGACUCUUUUCUCAAGGACCAUAUAAGAGAGACAAGUCUUCUUCUGCCUCCUCUUCAUCCUCCUCCUCCUCUUCUUCCUUGUCAUCCUCCUCUGCCUCAGGUGCUGAGCAUGGGGAGCCUGAUGUUUUGAAGGAUGAGCUUCAACUCUAUGGAGGAGUCCCUGGAGAGGUGGUGCCCUCUGGGGAAUCAGGACUCCGAAGGAGAGGCUCUGACCCAGCAAAUGGAGAAGUGGCGGCCUCUCAGUUAAGACGACUGAAUAUAAAGAAAGACGAUGAGUUUUUCCAUUUCGUACUCCUCUGCUUUGCCAUCGGGGCCUUGCUGGUGUGUUAUCACUAUUACGCAGACUGGUUCAUGUCCCUCGGGAUUGGCCUGCUCACCUUCGCCUCCCUGGAGACCGUUGGCAUCUACUUUGGGCUGGUGUACCGGAUCCACAGCAUCCUGCAAGGCUUCAUCCCCCUCUUUCAGAAAUUGAGGCUGAUGGGGUUCCGGAAGACCAACUGAAGCCAGUGCUGGGCAGGUAGCCAGGCUAGGCCCCAGUACGACCACCACUGCAUCCCCUGAGCCCACGAGGGCAGAGCAACAUUCUAGGAGACACACGGCAGGCCCAGCUAGAGCAAUAAAGAGAGCACUUUUCCUUC